Numida meleagris (helmeted guineafowl) is the source of this 1792-nucleotide messenger RNA. RefSeq names its product seryl-tRNA synthetase (gene SARS1). Gene Ontology annotation, cellular component: cytosol. The record is from RefSeq and is a predicted model, not a curated record. Gene Ontology annotation, molecular function: ATP binding; serine-tRNA ligase activity; tRNA binding. Gene Ontology annotation, biological process: seryl-tRNA aminoacylation. The transcript is spliced from 11 exons. NCBI's taxonomy places the organism in Eukaryota, Metazoa, Chordata, Aves, Galliformes, Numididae. Bases 1 to 1545 code for a protein of 514 amino acids.
AUGGUGCUGGACCUGGACCUGUUCCGCGCCGAUAAAGGCGGAGACCCCGCGGCCGUGCGGGAGAUGCAGCGGAAGCGCUUCAAGGACCCGGCGCUGGUGGACGCGCUGGUGCGGGCGGACGGCGCCUGGCGGAGGUGCAGGUUUCGUGCCGAUAACUUGAACAAACUGAAGAACCUGUGCAGCAAAACCAUCGGGGACAAGAUGAAGAAGAAGGAGCCCGUAGGGAGCGACGAGUCCGUGCCAGAGAGCGUGCAGAACCUGGACGAGCUCACAGCCGACAUCCUGGGGGGGCUGCAGGUGUCCCAGAUCAAGAAAGUCCGUCUCCUCAUCGACGACGCCAUCCUCAAGUGCGAUGCGGAGCGCGUCAGGCUGGAGGCAGAGCGCUUCGAGAGCCUCCGGGAGAUCGGGAACCUCCUGCACCCCUCAGUGCCCAUCAGCAACGAUGAGGAUGCGGACAACAAGGUGGAGCGGAUCUGGGGGGACUGCACCUGCAGGAAGAAGUAUUCCCACGUGGACCUGGUGGUGAUGGUGGACGGUUACGAGGGAGAGAAGGGGGCUGUUGUCGCGGGAAGCCGGGGCUACUUCCUGAAGGGUCCCCUGGUGUUCCUGGAGCAGGCCCUGAUCCAGUACGCCCUGCAGAGCCUCCGCGCCAAGGGCUACACUCCCGUCUACACGCCCUUCUUCAUGAGGAAGGAGGUGAUGCAGGAGGUGGCCCAGCUCAGCCAGUUUGACGAGGAGCUCUACAAGGUGAUCGGGAAGGGCAGCGAGAAGGCCGAGGACAGCUCCAUCGACGAGAAAUACCUCAUCGCCACCUCGGAGCAGCCCAUCGCCGCCCUGCACCGCGACGAGUGGCUGAAGCCGGAGGAUCUGCCCAUCAAGUACGCGGGGCUGUCCACCUGCUUCCGCCAGGAGGUCGGCUCGCACGGCCGCGACACCCGCGGCAUCUUCCGCGUCCACCAGUUCGAGAAGAUCGAGCAGUUCGUCUACGCCUCGCCGCACGACAACAAGUCCUGGGAGAUGUUCGAUGAGAUGAUCGCCACGGCCGAGGAGUUCUACCAGUCCCUGGGCAUCCCCUACCACAUCGUCAACAUCGUCUCGGGCGCCCUGAACCACGCUGCCAGCAAGAAGCUGGACCUGGAGGCUUGGUUCCCGGGCUCGGGGGCGUUCCGUGAGCUCGUGUCCUGCUCCAACUGCACCGACUACCAGGCUCGCCGCUUGCGCAUCCGCUUCGGGCAGACCAAGAAGAUGAUGGACAAGGUGGAGUUCGUGCACAUGCUGAACGCCACGAUGUGUGCCACCACCCGGACCAUCUGCGCCAUCCUGGAGAACUACCAGACCAACGAGGGCAUCGUCGUCCCCGAGCGCCUGCGUGACUUCAUGCCCCCAGACCUCCGCCAGAUCAUCCGCUUCGUGAAGCCGGCCCCCAUCGAGCAGGAGCUCUCCAAGAAGCAGAAGAAGCAGCAGGAGGGCGGCAGGAAGAAGGCGGCGGGCGGGGAGCGGGUGCUGGAGGAGCAGAUGCAGAACAUGGGCGUCAGCAGCGCUUGAGCCCUUGGGCUCCGCGGGGCUCCGUGCCCGUCCGGCUCCUUCGCUUCGGGCCGUGUCUGGGGCGGGAGCUGCUGGUCCCCACCCGGCCCCACGGGGCAAAGAACUGACAGCAGUGAGGCUCCGGCCCAAAGUGGGGCUCCGGCCCCCCCUCCCCCCUCCCCCCGAGCGGGGUCAGUGCAUGGCAGGCUCAUGGCAGGGGUGGAAACCUUCCUCUCCUUCAACCCAAUAAAGCAAAGAGAGCUGCUCA